Messenger RNA from Pseudomassariella vexata, 1626 nucleotides. RefSeq lists its product as uncharacterized. The transcript is spliced from 4 exons. The record is from RefSeq and is a predicted model, not a curated record. Lineage: Eukaryota; Fungi; Ascomycota; Sordariomycetes; Amphisphaeriales; Pseudomassariaceae. The coding region runs from base 1 to 1455 and encodes 484 amino acids.
AUGCCGCAAGUCUCUCAGCAAGCUGCGACGAGCUCAGGCUCACCUAGACCUGCGGCGGUUCAGCUUCGCGCCGCCUCGUCUGCCGUGUCCAUCGCAGCAUAUACAGCCUAUCGACCGCAGAUAUGGAACCCGGCUUGUACGCAUCUGACCAUGACGCGCAUGUAUGAGCCCAACUUCGGUUGGCUCUAUCGAUGCACGCAAGAUCGAGAGCAGAUGAUCGAGGAUGCCAUGAGGAAGGGUCACAUAGUCAGUUUCGAUCUUCUUGGCGCCUCUUUCGAGGAAAGCCCGGCACCGCCGCCUCGAGGCCCCGAGGAGAGAUCAAACCGAUUGAGCUUCUUCAAGGAAAUCACGGCAGAUGAGAUGAAGUCCUACACUCCAGACCAGAUCGCCACCAUCCUGGAGCAGCGAGAGAACUUGCAUAAUGUCCUAGGUCAAGAGCAAGAAAGGAUGGACCGGGUGAAGCGCCCUUUUUACAUGCCUUCGUCUGGCCCCAAUGGUUUGACAGAUCCACCUCCUGGCUUUGAGCACCUCGAGAACAAGAGACCUUGGGUACCUGAUGACGAGGAAGAGUGUCAAUUCAAGUGCUGCCAACAAUGCCGGCCCACUGCCGAGUCACGAAGCUACCUGAGCCUCGAUGGGAUUGUGAAAGGCGAUGUCCCUCCUACUGCCGCAGUCGGCUUCGGCUUCCACUUGCAGGGAACCCGCCCAAUCAUUGACGCAGACAUCGUCAAGAACAUUGGUUAUCGGCCCGUGCCUGUGCCCAAACCAGUCGUAGCUGAUUCCGUCGAAUCACCUUCCUCGCCAUCUUCCAUCUGGAGCAUAUUGGAAAUGAUUGACGAGCAGAUGAUCGAAAUGGUUCGCAUUGAGACUGAUACAGACGAGUCGGAAUCCACUCUGGAUUCCCAUCUUGACUUGGUCAAGAUGCGAACUCCUGUCUUCCAGGAUGAUAGCAAUGGCCAACUAAAGAGCGCCGCUAUUCGCCCGCCGUGGACGCCGCCCACUACGCCCACUGCCUGGGCCGGCGCUCAAAAAGGCGAGAAUGGAGUUAUCAACUUCGAGCAUCGCCCUUCAGUGUCUGAUGGCCGAAGCUGCGACUCCUUGAAGACUAACCCUCGUCUACGACGUGCCACAUUCGACUCCAUCAGAACGUAUGUUGACGCAACAGCACAUGGCGACCAUCCCAAUCUCCCUAACCCGUACUUCCCUUACGAACCAGCGGAUGCAAACGAUGUUGGUUUGUUCCUCCCCUUCAACAAGACGGUUUUCGCGCGUGCUUGCAUCACGCUUCUUCCUCCGCCCUCGCCGGCCGAAGAAGCCUAUCUGCAUGAGCUAGCCCCUGUGGUUGAGCAAGGGGGUCGUUUCCAUGAAGAGCCGUUGGAAGUCGGAGACAAUGGGGUUGCUGUCAUGGAGGAGAGUGUCGGACUGGGGGUUCCGGACGUGGUCGCUCAGGUUUGAGGAGGCUGACUAUAAGUAUAGAUGCACGGGGAGAGUUGGCACUUUGCAUAAAGGUAGUGGCUGCUGUAGCUACAUCGAUCCAUUCCUGGCAGCGCAUAGCGACUUUAAUGACCCGGUUAUUGGAUCACUGCGAUUGGCUCAACCCCUUGGCUCUUGCAGUAGUAAUAAGAC